GAAUUAAUGAAUUAAAUAUUUAAAUCCCAUUUCCCAAAGCCCAGCCCACCGUCAUUACUUACCCUAAGGAGAAAGGGAUUCACAUAUCACAUUUCAUAUUUCCAUUUCUGAUUUCACUCCGCCUUUCUCUCAAAGUCCGAUAAUAUCAGUAGACCCAAAGACGAUUUUGCUGAAUUUCGUUUCUGAUUUCACAAGUCAGUCACUACGCCUCUCACUCUCACACUCUCUCUAUCUCUCAAACCGAUAAUAUCAAUAAACCCAAAGAUGAUUUGCUGAAAACUGAAGAGAUUCAAGGUUCAAGCUUAACAUUUGCUGAAAACUCAAGAGAUUAGAGGUGGCCAAAGACGAUUUGCUGCUCGGCUGUUGUUGUUGCGCUCAUAGGUUCCUGGUACAAUCUCUUGAUGGGAAGCAAAGGUCGAGGGCCACCUCCCAACCUUAGGCAUCCACCUCCUGGCCCAGGCAUGGUGUAUCAUGAUUCUUUUGGUCCUCCUAUGCGCAACCCGCCGCCAGGUGAUUUCCCUCCUUUUGACAGGCUACCUCCUCCAGAGGUUUUGGAACAGAAGAUUGGCGCACAGCAUCUUGAGAUGCAAAAACUUACUACAGAAAAUCAGAGGCUUGCUGCCACCCAUGUAACUUUGAGGCGAGAAUUAGCUGCUGCACAACAUGAGCUGCAAAUGUUGCAUGUUCAGAUAGAUGCAGUCAAGGCCAACAGGGAACAAGAGACUAAAGGCCUUAACGAUAAAAUUUCUAGGAUAGAGGCUGAACUUCAAGCUAUUGAACCUAUCAAAAUAGAAUUGCCGCAAGCACAAGGUGAAGCUCGCACUCUGUUUGCAGCGAGGCAGGAACUUCUUGCUAAAAUGCAACUGCUGACUCAGGAUCUUCAAAGGGCUCACACUGAUGUGCAACAGAUUCCUCCUUUGCUGGCUGAGCUGGAGAGCCUAAAAAAGGAGUAUCAGCAGUGCCGGACUACCUAUGAGUACGAGAGAAAAUUGUACAGUGAUCAUCUUGAAUCUCUUCAAGUUAUGGAGAAGAACUACAUGACUAUGUCCAGAGAGGUGGAAAAACUUAGGGCAGAGUUAGCAAACACUUCUAACUCUGACAGACAAACAGGUGCGCCAUAUGGUUCAGCUGGAUACAAUGAGAAUGAUGCCACUAAUAAUUAUGCUAUUGGACAAAACAUCUAUGCAGAUGUCUAUUAUCAGGGCAGAGGCUCCCUGGCAACAGGGACUAAUGUUGGAGGAGUUCCUGCAGUUACAUCUCCACAAGUUGGAGCUCAAUGUGUGCCCCCGUCAAACAGGCCUCCUUAUGAUGGACAAGGGGGACAAAGGGGAUCAGGCGUUCCUGGUUUAGCAGCUUAUGAAGCUCAAAGGGGGCAUGGAUAUGAUACAAUGAGGGGAACUGGGUGUUAUGAAGCUUACAGAGAUGGAUAUGGGGCACCUGCUCAGAGAGGAUCUGGCUAUGACGGAUCAUCCAAAGGUGGUGUUGCAACUCAAGGACAGGUAGCACCUACAGGAAAUCCUCAUGGGCCAUCUACCUCACCUGGUCUUGUUGGUCCUGGAUAUGAUGCGUCGAAACAAGGUGGAGGAAAUCCAGCUCGCAGAUGAUUUUCAGCUCUAUUUUUGUGUUAUUUCUUGAGGAAUAUUUUCACUAUUACAAGUCUCCUUAAAAAUCUAUUCACUGGUUAAUGUUAAAGAAGGAAAUCUUGCUCGUUGAUUGAUGAACUGGUUCAAGUUAACUAUAUUUGAUGUUUCACAUUUAGAAAUAUCUAAAUUGAGGUUGGUUUA
Molecule: messenger RNA, 1784 nt
Organism: Capsicum annuum
Lineage: Eukaryota; Viridiplantae; Streptophyta; Magnoliopsida; Solanales; Solanaceae
Product: protein FLX-like 2
Exons: 5
Coding region: 402-1604 (400 amino acids)
Source: RefSeq, a predicted model, not a curated record